AUAAAAUGGUUCUAACGGAAUAAUAUAGAUGAGACGAGACGGGAGAAAAUGAUAAGUCCGACCCCAGCCGAGAUAUCAGAUAGACUCUCUCAGGCACAACUCAAUGUUGGUCUUGCCGCCCCUGAGCUUGAAUUGCUCAGGGGCGGCGUUGAUGCUGGUAUCCGGGGUGACCCUGAGAGGAAAGGGGGAUUGAUUGCGGAUCCCCUGUGUGAUGCAGAAUGGUACUGGGGAGAUAUUACGAGGGAGGAGGUGAAUGAGAAACUAAAAGAUACUCCUGAUGGAACCUUUCUAGUUCGUGAUGCAUCAUCCAGGGGGGGAUUUUUGCAAUUUAACAAGCUUGUGAAGAUAUGUUACGAGAAGGGGAAAUAUGGGUUUUCUUCUCCGUAUAAUUUUAAAAGUGUUGUAGAUCUUGUAGCUUAUUAUCAGAAAACUAGUUUGAAAGAUUACAACAAAACAUUGGAUACAAGAUUGAUUUUUGCAGUUUCAAGAUAUCAGCAAGAUGUUGAUGUUGGCGGAGGAGCGGAUCAUGAGAAAAUUAUUCUUAAGUUGAAAGAAAUAAACAAAAAUUAUCACGAGAAAUCUAAACAAUACGAUCAGUUCUAUGAACAAUAUCAGACUGCUGUACAGAAGAUUCUGGAUAAACGGCAAGCUCUGGACGCGUUCAACGAACUGAUCCGUGUAUUCGAGGAGCAGCUCACCACACAGAAGGAGCACCAAGACUCAGUGUUCCCGCAUGAGAUGCCAAGGUUUUUGGACAACAACAAUAUCGUAAAGCAACGAAUAUCUUAUUAUCGGGAACAGAGGGAACAAACGUCACAGGAUCUACGAGAGGUAAACUCUAGGAACAGGCAGCUGGACCGUGACAUGAACUCCUUGAAGCCGGAGAUUAUCCAUCUUUACAAGCAGAGAGAGCAGCAUCAAACCUGGCUUCUCUCGCACGGGAUGCGUUCAGAACAUAUUCAUAAAAUUCUAUUCGAAAGUUCUCAGGAUUUUGGGACUGCUGAGAUGGAGACGCAGGAUUUAUCCCAUUAUAAGCAAAGUAAUUGGCUUCUGCUAAACUGUGAUAGACCUAAGGCUGUUAAUUUGCUAAGAAAUAAGGAAGAUGGAACCUUUCUCAUUCGUCAAUCCAGUAACGGACAGUACGCUCUCUCUAUUGUUCAUUCUCAUGGAGAGAUCGGACAUUGUCUCAUUCUCAGGGGUAAGGAUGGAUAUGGAUUUGCUGAACCGUACAAUAUCUACCCAACCCUUGAUGAUUUAGUGCUUCAUUACGCCGUCAAUAGUUUGGAGGAGCAUAACGAGGAACUACGGACCACUCUUCUCUUCCCCCUGUUCUCUGUACCUAGUAACCAGCAGUACUCAGGAUAUAUUGCUCCUAGUCAACUCAAACGAUCAGAUUCUACGGAACAAUCUCUCCUCUGAGCAAACAAAUUUCUUUUUAAAUUAUAUCAUUUUAGAUAUUUUAUCUUCUUGUCGAAAUGUUCAAAUAUUGAUAGUUUCUAAGUAAUGUUGGAAUAUGACAGAUAAACAUUAUGAUUAAAUAAUUGUCCGUUGGUUUUUCACUUUGUACACCAAAUCAAAAAUCUAAUAUUAAUAAUGAACCUUGUAACAAGUCACUCAUAUGUCAAUAUGCCUUUAAUCCCCAUACCAUGGUUUAGUGCAAUUCUUUUUUUUAGAGUACAGAUUAAAAGGUUUUACAUUA
Messenger RNA from Eurytemora carolleeae, 1699 nucleotides. It is a transcript of the gene Pi3K21B, whose product is annotated as phosphatidylinositol 3-kinase regulatory subunit alpha. The transcript has 12 exons. The record is from RefSeq and is a predicted model, not a curated record. Gene Ontology annotation, cellular component: phosphatidylinositol 3-kinase complex. Gene Ontology annotation, biological process: phosphatidylinositol phosphate biosynthetic process; insulin receptor signaling pathway. Gene Ontology annotation, molecular function: 1-phosphatidylinositol-3-kinase regulator activity. The coding region runs from base 49 to 1419 and encodes 456 amino acids. NCBI's taxonomy places the organism in Eukaryota, Metazoa, Arthropoda, Copepoda, Calanoida, Temoridae.